GCCGGCUAGAAGCUAUAUCAGUUUUUAUGUUGAACACACUCCUUCAUUUUUUGAGUAGUCAAGAGUCCUCCUUACAUUUUGAUCUUUUGUUUCUAUUACAUUUGUUUGAAAAAAACGUUUUAUUGUUGCCCGUUUGAAACGGAAGUUUGUUACACAAUCUCUGAUGUGUUGGUAGUGUUUCUGUGACAGCAAACCACAGAGAUUGAAGGAUUCGGCGCGGAUUCGUACAGCAUAAUCCUACAGCAGAGCACGUUUUUCCUGUAUCGCACACCCCCCACGCAAUACACUCCCCCUAAAUAGUAGUGUCACGAAGUGUCGGGUAGAGUUUAGAUUGUUUUAUUCCGGUAGUAAAUCAUGCCUAUGUUGACUCGCUACUAAUGUUCGUGGAGAACGCAAUACUUGAGAAAAUUUGUUAAGUUUGGAACUGAAACCCAAUCAGUGAUAGUAAAGAAAAUACUCACUCAUAAGCCGGUCGCAGUGUAACAAUGAAUGAAAAGUCGAAGUGUGUAAAGUAGAAAGAAAACUUUUUUAUCAGUUUCGUUCGUGAUUACCGAAACCGAAAAAACACAAAUUGUGAUAAUCGGAUGUCAAUGACCAAUCGCAGAACGGAUGAUUUCGUCAGAUGUAACAACCGAGAGACCCUGAUCCCCGGGGAAAGAGGACUAGAAACGGUCUAGGAUUUUGACUGUGCCGAAAAGUGAACCGAGUGAAGCUCUAAAGACGCGACGGCACUCAACACCUUCACGCCUUGUUUUUUUUACAAAGUGCCGCUGGUUCGACUGCCGCAAAACAUGAACAGACAGAGAUUAUGCUACGCUUAGCCGCUAAAUUUUAAACUGACAGUUUUCCGUAUAUUCAACUACAAACAACGUAAAAGAAUUAAACAAGUUUUUUAAAACCGCCAAAAGUUUUUUCGCAUACAACAAGGAUCACACAGUUCAAGUGCUUCUUUCAUAACAAAUUUUUACAACUUUCAAAUCACUUUUAAACUAUUUAAAACAAAUCGUUACAAAUAAAUCGCUUCGCAUUACUAUAGUUAUCAACAAAUAAAGUUUUUCUACUAAAAUCAUAAGAUUCGAAAAAAGUGUCUUAUUUACAACUAGAAAAAGUAGUAAACGAAAGUAUAUAAGAAGAUUUACAAAGCCCAAAGUGAUAAUGAAACAACGAGAUAAAGUAAUUUCUAACUGAAAGAGUGUUUCCCCAGAAGCAAUCGGAAGUGCGUUAAGGAGCUCUUAUUAAUAAAAAGUAAAAAGUGAUAAUAAAAUUGAGUAGCUUGACAUCGGGGAGUACCACAUCUGCAGUGCAAAAAUGAGUCCGGUUGGAAAACCGAAGAAAAACUAUCGGUCUGCACAUUUGUUAGCAAUGAACUAACUUGUCGUAACGCACUCAGUCCGAAGAAGCAGGAAAAAAGUGAUUCUACAGCGCAAUCAAACUAGCAACAACCAGUCAGUCCAGAUAUUCAAGGAUCGCCACUACGCAACGAAACAACGAGCAGCCGUAAAAAGUUCCACGCCAUCCCGAACACAAGCGGAAGAUAUAAAUUCAUCUCUUGUUUUUUAUAUGGUAAGCCACAGCUGCAGCGCCCACUAGCUACGAUUAUUCAAUCGACGAUUAUUCUUCCAUAACAUCCAAUAAAUUCGAUGCUCUCGAGAUACGAGGUGAGCAACUUUCCAAUCAAUAUCAGACAGAAUCUAUCAGACACUUCCCAUGUUGGCAUGAGAAAUUAAAAUUUUUCAAAAACAAAACUUGAGAUCAUCAAUUUUCAUCGCUCCGAGUCGCCACAGAAUCACUGACCUAAUGACUAUGGCGGAUGGUAGCUAUGACCCAAUGGGACACAUCCAGACGGGUCGGCAGCAUCCUCACUCACACCAUCCAGCUCACCAUCAUCAUGGCAGCAGUGCGGGUGGUGGUGGUGGCGGCGGCGGUGGAGGUGUUGGAAGUUGGAAGCUUGAACAGUUGCACCAGCUCCACCAGCGCUACCAGCUGCAACAGCAGCAACUGCACCAUCAUCAACAGCAGCAACAGAGUCAGCAGCCGUCGCCUUCCAGUUUGGAGAACAAUAAUAACCUUCCUGCGGCAACGAAUCAUAAUCUGUUCCGUUCGGAGCAGAAGAAACACAAACGGAAGCGACUGUCGGCCGUGCUGGACAAGCUUCAUCACAACGGGUCGACCGUUAAUCACAACAACAAUAACGUGGGUGAAAUAAGCUACAAGAUAAAACGUUCCGCGUCACGGUCCAGUGCGGAAGACUCCACUGAAGAUGUGUUUCCAUAUUCGGCCAGCCCCCGGAUCAGUGUUAGUCCGCUGCGUCUGAACGAAUCUGACGAAAACAAUAUGAAUCAGGUACAAAUCAAACAGGAACCUCAACAGUAUCUGUACAAACAGCUGCAGUACAUGAACCCGCUUGCACUGUUCAACUACUUUCCGCAGCAGACUAAGCUCCUGUAUCAGGAGAUUGCCCGGCAACGGAGCCACUCAGACUCCGAUCUGCAGCAGCUUCCGCAAAAAUUACCGGAGACUGCCCCUGCAGCACCUCCAGAGCCACAAGAACCCCAGGAAUACCCCCUGGAUUUGUCCAUGAAGACGAAGCUAUUACACACUUCACCUAGUCUAGACUCUGUGAUCAAGCUGGAACCGAAGCUGACGUAUACUCCACCCCCACAGCCGCUGCCAUCGAUCGUCAAAGGUGACGUCGCGUCCAACAACACCAAAAAAUCUGCAGCCGCCUGCUACAACCUCAACGUGUCACCGGUGGUGGAAGAAAUGCCUCCAGGAUCAGACGUCGCGUAUAUGUGUCCAGUUUGCGGCCAGCUGUUCUCCCUGCAGGACCGUUUGGCGAAGCAUAUGGCUUCCCGGCAUAAAAGCCGCUCUAGCUCAACAGACAUCACCAAAUCCUACAUCUGCGAAGUCUGCCAACGAUCGUUCGCCCGUUCCGAUAUGUUGACGCGUCACAUGCGUCUGCAUACCGGUGUCAAACCGUACUCAUGCAAAGUCUGCGGUCAGAUUUUCUCCCGCUCGGAUCACCUGUCGACCCAUCAACGGACGCACACUGGCGAGAAACCGUACAAAUGCCCACAAUGUCCGUACGCUGCCUGUCGACGGGACAUGAUAACCCGUCAUAUGCGAACCCACACUCGCUACGAUGCACAACGUGGCGGAAGUUCCGGUGGAUCACCGGUCGAAAGUCCUUCUUCGAUGGACCAGAAGCCGCUACUAUUGCCAAUGGUAAAUUUCCAUUCGGUACCCGGCAGUGCCGUCAAUUCAAGGGCUCUCAAGAAGGAAGCAGCCUUCGCCACGAGCCCCGGCAGCUACGCUAUCGAAACAAAGACUGAAUCCUAGAUGCACUCCAACACCAGAAGUCCUUCCCUGUAUAGCAGUAGACAGACCGUAGUGAAAACAAAACAGCGAGUAGUUUUCAGUGCAACAGUUAAACCACACUGCAUUCCUGAUUUCCCAUUUUAUCGAUUUCUUUGUAGUUCCAGUAGUUUCUUCCAAUUUGCCAAUUUCAAUUGUGUUAGUAGGUUUAGAAUUUCCAGUUUGUUGUUGAAAGCGUAUUCUAAGAAAUUUGAACUAUUCCCGAACUCAUUCCCGAAAAAGUAGUUUUGUAGGAUUAAAUCUCUUCCUUCCCGUGUUUCGAUAAAAAACAUUAAACAUGCAAAAGUGGAGAACAAGUAGAAAUCUCAAAGGUUGUGAAUUAAAAAAUCUAGAAUAGCACUUUUUAUUAAAGCUAACUGAGAAUGGUCACGAACAAAAGAACAAACUAUACUCGCGGUUCUCGAGUUUCAUGUUAUAACCAUACUCUGUGCCCAUUAGUACGUACUAGUCUAGCGAUUUCAACAAAGUGAUUACUCCCGUGCAACAAAGCUUUCCUAGAACGCACAUUCCCUCUAAUACUCGAUUUCCGUUUAUCUUAGAAGUGACAGCAGUUUCCCAUGCUUCAGUAGAACUAGUGACAUCUGUCGGUAGCAGCGAAAAGUACUAGAACACUAAACACAUACACACACCACACACUUUAACACAAAAGAACUACAAAAACCAAAAAGUACGCCUUGAACAGUGUGCCUUAUUGUGAGUAUGAACAACUUCACAAAACUAGAGAAAGAACUAGAACACAUUUUUACAGUAGAGCAGAAACCAACAACAAAACACACGUUUUCCCAAAUUCCCGCCCUCCUUACGGUUCACCCUCCCACACAUCCACAUUCACUGACACAUGAAGCACUGAAAGAAGAUAGAUAGAGAGAGAACGCGUGCGGUGCAUUUCAUUGCUUCCAGUCCAGGAGGACAGCGAACGGAAGUUUAUUUCGCUCUCGUGCUUCCGGUAGAUUUCAUUAUUUCUACUACCAAUUACUGCACAGUGCCUCCCAGAUCUCCAAUUUGGUGGUAAACUUUGAUCAGAUAAUACAUCCAGUCGGUGGCGUAGCGCAGGAAGAAAUGGGGGUACCUUAUAAUUCUAAAGUAUAGUUCAGUGUUUGAUAUUAUCCGUGGGACAAAAUUAAUGGAAUCACCGGAAAUUGAUAUGUUUUACAGCAAAGUUAUCAAGUGUAUGGCAUUGUGUAUUCGUCGAAUUUGUACAACUGUGAUUUGUUUGAAAAAGACACAUGUUUCAGUUGUGAAAGUUUCGUCUUGGAUCUCCAAAAAAUUGUGCUAGAUCGAAGACGAGUACCUCCCCCAACCUCUUCCUCAUCGCAAAACCAUUACUGCAGGCUCCCGGACAAAAGUUUUACUUGGCUACAGCACGAGGUCCCCAGCAAAUUAAACCUUUUCUUCGCUGAUAAAUUUGCCCAGAAACUUAUGAUCUGGCAAGGAAUUUGCAAUUUCGGGCUUAACGCUAAACUUGUUAUCCUAAAAGAAACAAUGAACUCAAAGCUUUAUAAGCAAGAAUUCCUAGAGAAAUAUUUUCUUUCAUUAAGGCUCACAAAGGCCCAAUGAUAUUUUGGCGAGAUUUGGUAAGCUGACACUACAGCCGAAAAGUGCUACUGAGAUACCGUGACAAUGAAGUCAAUUUCGUUCACAAAGGUUUUUAGACGCCAAAAAGACCGCAAUUCCGUCUAAUCGAAAAGUAUCGUAUAUUAUCAAACGGAAAUUAAAGAAAACUGUAAAUACAACUUAGUACGCUACAUAAAUAGAUCGAUGUUGGGACACAAUGCCACUGAGGUUGACAGGCCAAUGCGGGGUUUCGAUGCGAGUAUGCAAGUUCAAUUUUCUUGUCUUCCAUCUUGCACAACUUGUUUAAGACUGACCGUAUCGUGGCGUGGUGAAACUUUCAUCGUUGAAACAGGUAUAAUUUCUAAAGCAAUCACUACCACAAAUUUUCUAAAUUCUACCACUAGAUACGCUGCCACAGAAUAAAUCUUGAGCGUUUUUUCAAAAAGUCAUAUCUGCAAUGAGUUACUCUCUUUGUUUAUUUUCUCUUUCAAUUUUUACGGCAUCACUAUAACACUUUUCACUUAUUUUAUAGUACAGAUCGAAAGACAGUGGUUUUAACUAGCAUAUUAUGCAAAGAGUUGAAGGAUAAAUGUUAAAGUGACCGAAUUAUUAACAGAAGAGAAAGUAAACAAAGAGAGUAACUCAUUGCAGAUAUGACGUUUUGAAAAAACGCUCAAGAAAUAAUUUGUUCGAAUUCUAAUGUGGUUUUCGUUUGAGGCGAAACUGAGUCAGUUCCCAACCCCAACUGCUGUCAAAAUGUAUGAACUGACAGCGGUUGGGGUUAGAACCUGACUCAGUUUCAGGUUCAAGCGAAAUCGCCAUAAGUGAAGCAGACUUCUAGAGAAAAUUUUCAAUAGGACGUAAGUAACAUUGAGAGCCUCUUUGUUUACUUUCUAUUUCGUCUAUUACGACGUCAUUACAACACUUUGUACUAAUUUUCCAGUACAUAUCGAAAGCCGACGGUUUUUACUACAAUAUUAUACAAAGAGUAGAGUAGUAAAUGAAAUGGCCAAGUAAUGAACAGAAGAGAAAGAUCUCAAAGAGAAUCUCAUUGUUACUUAGAUCCUAUUGAAAAUUUUCUCUAGACUUCAUUCACUUUUGAGUAAAACAGCUUUUGAUUGCUAUGAAUCGCGAAAUGUAUACAUGUAAGUAACUUUAUUGACAAAAACGUUGGAAGGAUAUAACCAAGUUUCUUUCUCUCACAAUUAACAUUAUUUUUCUAUUCGCCGAAGUUCAGGGCAGUUUGGCUAUAUUGGCGUAUUUUGCAUUAUGCAUAGAACUGGACUACCGAGGUUUCUGGUGAAUGGUAGAAAACGCUUCUGUAGACAUCUUUUCCAUACACAUCAUUAUUGAUAGUACCGGUAAAGAUGAAUCUUUUGGUUUUACGGUCACAACUGCAUGUGGCCUGCCAAACCAAGUACUUUUUGACAGAGAGACGAAGAGUAAGGGAGAGAGUGAAAGUCAGCCAAAACGGCAGCACUCUUUAUUACGAUUUCAACACUAGCAUUUUGUCAGCAGCUCUCUAACGACACAACUGAUUAAAUUUGACCGACGAAAUCCGUUGAAAUCGAUCUUUUUCAACCAACUAUGUCUCGUAUGGGAUACAAUAUGCUAGAGCGAGACCCCAUGUUUCAGUCCGUGAAUACAUGGAGACAGUAGCGCUUUGCUCCCUCUAGUAGUUAUAAUCUCUUAUCAAAACUCGUCGAAACGUCGAUUGACGAUAGGUUCAUCCGAAGUGUUCAUUUACGGAUUGCUAACGUUGCCAAUUAUAUUUUGAUCCCACCACCCAAUGUGGCUACGCCACAUCGCUUUUGCGCGGACUUAAGCUAAAGAUAGCCCCAUAUGUUUGAGUAAGCCGGACAAACGAGUGGAUCACAGGUUUGCUUGCUUCCGAUGGAGGGACCGCGGCCACGUUGCCCAGUGGAUCCUCAGCGGCUUUGCGCAGCUUCGGUUCCUAGGCCUCGGUUAUGCGGCUAAGCCGCAUCGUACUGGUACACCUUAAGCAGAGGUUCUUGAAGGGUAUCGGAUGGUUUCCGGAACCCAGUAAAGUUCAACCCGAAAUGAGCCGGAGUUCUGGUUGAUUCUAAUUCGUAUUCCGACUCCAGUGACACAACCGAUUCUAACUAGAAUCGGUUAUUUCACUGGAGCCGGAAUACGAAUUCGUACCAGCCAGCAUUUCGGCUGAGCUUACUUGGCUAAGUAACCUAAAAUUUAAUCUACGAAAUAAAAAUUUUCUGGCGACGCUCCAGCACUCCAUUAAACUCACGAUAUCGCCACCUGGGCACCAGUUUGACGCUACGGAAUGAACUUUGUUUACUUUUGACGGGCCCCUAUUUUUGGUUCGAAUCAAAACUCGUCGAAAUGUGAAUUGACAAUAGGUUCAUCCGGAGUGUUCAUUCAACAUGUUGCUAGUGUUGGUAAUUUUAUUUUGAUAUCCAUCUGACGGAUCCUCGGCGGCUUUGCGCAGCUUCGGUUCCCAGGCCUCGGUUAUGCGGCUAAGAUGCAUCAUACUGGUACACCUUAAACAGAUUUUCCUGAAUGGUUUCGGAAGAUUACCGGAAGUUCCCUACAACAAAAUCUGGGAAAUAAUUUUCUAGUGACGCUCCAGAUCUCUGUUGAACUCUAAUGGUUUCGCCACCUGGACGCCAGUUUGACGCUACCAAAAGAACUAUGUUUACAUUCGACGAGUUCUCAUUCCAUCCAACAACAUCCAGCCCACUUUUAGCGGUGGCCCUUUUAUUGGCUCGAAUCAAAACUCGUCGAAAUGUCGAUUGACAAUAGGUUCAUCCACAGUAGCAUUUUGCUAGUGUUGCCAAUUUGAUUUUGAUUCGAUCACACAAUCGAGGCUGGAUGUUGUUGGCUCGAAUCAAAACUUGUCGAAAGUAAACACUGGCUGGUUCUAAUUCGUAUUCCGGCUCCUGUGACACAACCGAUUCAAGUUAGAAUGUUCAAGGGGUACCAUUUCGAUGCGGCCUAGCCGCAUAACCGAGGCAAAGCCGCUGAGGAUCCGCCAGGCGAGGUGGCCACAGACCCGCCGUCGGAAGCAAGCGAACCUGUGACCCACUCGUUUGCCCGGCUUACUCAAACAUAGGGGCUAUCCCUAGUUUAAGUCCGACUGAGCGGUAGCGAAUUCGGACAGCACGCGCAAAAGCGAUGUGGCGUAGCCACAUUGGGUGCUGGACACAAAAUAAAAUUGGCAACGCUAGUAAAAUGUAAACACAAAUGAACACUCCGGAUGAACCUAUCGUCAAUUGACCUUUCGACGAGUUUUGAUUCGAGCCAAUAAUAUGGGCCCCACAAUCGAUUGAAACUAUACACGGUUAAAUAAAACAACCUGCAGCAUAAGUUCUUUUAACUUACUUUUGAGUUGUGCGUCGCUUUCGCACUUAUUAGUGUUGUCGAAAACAAAACGAGAGAUUCGACUCAGUCGAGGUCUUCCGUGGAGGAAGGUACUUUUGAGUUGUUUGGGGUAUACUCAAAAUUAGGUAAAUUCAACUUAAAUUUGAGUAUAAAAAACCAAUCAAUGAGUUGUAAUUUUUGCCGUGAUUAAAUGGAAACUACCUUCAACACGGUUUACCUAAUUUUAAGUUCCCCCACGAUACCACGAGAUUGAGUCAAAGGAACUCAAUUUUAGGUAGUUUUUCGUUUCCGUGUAGGGAUAACCCCUACACUCAAUUUGAAUUACAGGGUACAGUAAAAUUUUACUGGGGUUUUGAACAGCAAACUGUUCGGUAAUCAGUUCAGUAAAUCCAUUCGGUUACCGAACUCUCCGCAAUACGUUCUAUACAAACGUCAAAAAAUACUGGUCAGUCAGCAGUUUCCUCAGAAAAUGGCGACGUGACAGAUGAUUUACUGUACCUGUUUUGUAACUUUUUGACGAGGUUCGGUAAUGUUGGUACAAUUUUGCCGAACAGUCAGUCAGUAUUUAAUUUUUAUGUACCGGAUAAUGUUUAUGUACCGAAAAAACAGAAGUUCUUAUAAAUUCAAUGAAAAAUAUUGUGGGUUUCAGCAAAUUAUUCGAAAAAUUACUGAAAAUCGCUAAAAAAUGAAAACCUUACCGCAAUUUUUUAAACAAUUUGCUGACAGCUCCGUAAAAAUAUCACUUUACUGUGCAAGUCGUCGAAAGAAAUUACUGAACAACUAUUGGCUGACUUAGCAUGUAUAUUUGAGUAAAGCGGGUAAACGAGUAGAUCACAGGUUUGCUUGAAAGGUAUCGGAUGCUUACCAAUAUUUUUUGGAAUUAUAAUCUGGGAAAUAAAAAUUUUCUGGCAACUCUCCAUCCAUUGAACUCUAACGAUUUCGCCACCUGGGCGCCAAUUUGACGCUAAAGAAUGAACUUUCUUUACAUACGACGAGUUUUGAUUCGAGCCGAUAACAGUCGAUUGUUCCAUAACAUUUUUGAGCACUUCCUUGUUUUUUGUUACCUAAUGCAUUAAAAAGACAUGUAUGCUUUUUUCUGUCCUUUUAUUGUAACUCGCCAGGUUGGCAAUUUAGCACAUAUUUUGACAAAGCAAAAUGCUCAUCACUGUUCUUGUGCAGUCCACAUUAAGUUGUAAUGAAUUUGUGAACGGUCUUGUCGAUUUAGUUAGGUGUAAAAUUUUGCACCCUGACUAAUUGUAAAGAAUCCAAAAGCAGCCACUCUCGAGGUGGAAAAUAAGCCGAACGAGCAUUGCACUCCUCCACAAUUAAUAAGAGAAAGGGUGCUUACAGAGUAUCGGCUAGAAGCUGAGCUGGGGCUGAUACUGACAUUAGAAUGCGAGAAAACUGCUUACAGCAAACUGAAGGGAUGAUGUCAUAGUGAAAGCCAAGCGGAUCUGCGCCGACUAGUUGCUUUUACCAUGACAAACUCAAUUUGAUAUGCUGCAAGCAGGUUUCUCGCAUCCUACUGUCAGUACCCGCGAGCUACCCAAAGAGCUAGGAGCAGAUCACCCUUAUUCUUGUUAACGACGAAUACGAGAUUCGUUCGAAAGCGACACGAACGAAUAGUAACCGCAUUUGGUUUUGCUGUCAUAAACGGGAAUACAAACCACUUUCGAACCAAUCUCGUAUUCGUCAUAAACAAGAAUAAGGGUGAUAUUUUGAAAAAUAACAUCAAAAACAAAUUCAGAAUAUAUUUUAUAUUGCAUGUUUCCCAUUACAGUUAUGAAAAAAGCUAACGUCAAACGAAAUGGGCUAAUGAAGGAUGUUUGUUGGUCUCGCCGAGUCCGGAGAAAUUAACGUAAAACCAGGAGGCCCGCAGAUCGCCCCUAAAAACCGGAGUUUCCCUGAUGGUUAUUGAGUUUCCUAAAACAUAAUCUAGGAAAUAAAAAUUUUCUGGCAACGCUUCAACUCUCCGUCGAUUUUGCCACCAGGGCACUAGUUUGACGCUAUGGAAUGGGACCCAUAUUAUUGGCUCGAAUCAAAACUCGUCGAAAUGUCAAUUGACGAUAGGUUCAUCCGGAGUGUUCAUUUGUGUUUACAUUUUGCUAGCGUUGCCAAUUUUAUUUUGUGUCCAGCACCCAAUGUGGCUACGCCACAUCACUUUUGCGCGUGCUGUCCGACUUCGCUACCGCUACCGCUAAACUAGGAAUAGCCCCUAUGUUUGAGUAAGCCGGGCAAACGAGUGGAUCACAGGUUCGCUUGCUUCCGACGGCGGGUCGGUGGCCACCUCGCCCGGUGGAUCCUCAGCGGCUUUGCGCCGCUUCGGUUCCUAGGCCUCGGUUAUGCGGCUAAGCCGCAUCGAAAUGGUACCCCUUAAACAUUCUAACUUCAAUCAGUUGUGUCACCGGAGCCGGAAUACGACUUAGAACCAGCCAGCAUUCCGGCUGAGUUAAACUGGGAAGUUUAGUAAAAUUAAUCUGGAAAUAAAAUUUUUUGGCAACGCUCCAGCACCCCGUUGAUUUCGGGCCCA
Topomyia yanbarensis is the source of this 10819-nucleotide messenger RNA. It is a transcript of the gene klu, whose product is annotated as chorion transcription factor Cf2. Gene Ontology annotation, molecular function: DNA-binding transcription factor activity; RNA polymerase II cis-regulatory region sequence-specific DNA binding. Bases 1798 to 3339 code for a protein of 513 amino acids. The record is from RefSeq and is a predicted model, not a curated record. The transcript has 4 exons. Gene Ontology annotation, biological process: regulation of transcription by RNA polymerase II. Lineage: Eukaryota; Metazoa; Arthropoda; Insecta; Diptera; Culicidae.